Molecule: messenger RNA, 1326 nt
Organism: Glarea lozoyensis ATCC 20868
Lineage: Eukaryota; Fungi; Ascomycota; Leotiomycetes; Helotiales; Helotiaceae
Product: malic acid transport protein
Exons: 2
Coding region: 1-1326 (441 amino acids)
Biological process (GO): malate transmembrane transport
Cellular component (GO): membrane
Molecular function (GO): malate transmembrane transporter activity
Source: RefSeq, a predicted model, not a curated record
AUGUCCCCAUCACCCUCCUCCUCCCGAACAGAAACCAUCCACGAUUCGAACUCCUCCUCCUCCACCAACAACCGUACCUCCAACUCUCCAAACGAUGGACAACACGAAAACAGACCCUCCACCCCGAAAUCCCUCCUCCUCACCCACGCCUCCCACAUAACAUGGAACUACUUCCCCCUCACCAUGUCCACCCUCUCCCUCAGCGUCCUCCUCUCCAACCAACCCUUCACCUUCCCCUCUCUCCUCACCCUCGGCACCAUCCUCUUCGUAACUGGUCUCGUCCUCUUCGUCCUCCUCACCUUCGCCAUCCUCAUCCGUUUCUACACGCAUCCAGGCGCAUUCGCGAAUUCCCUGCACCAUCCCACGGAAUCCUUCUUUGUCGGGUCCUGGUGGGUGAGCGUCGCGCUGCUGUUGAAUUGUAUACAGAGCUACGGCGUGCCCUCCAGCGGGCCGUGGCUGGUAACGGCAAUGGAGGUGUUAUUCUGGGUGUUCAUAGGCGCCGCCAUCCUCGUCGCCGUCUUCCAAUACCACGUCAUCUACGAGCGGGAAUCGCUGUCCAUUCAAGACGCGCUGCCGGCAUGGAUCCUCCCCGCGUACCCCUUCCUCGUAACAGGAAAUCUGGCGGGCGCCAUCGUCGCGAGCCAGGCCCAGGAAGCCGGGUUGCGGAUUUGGAUUGCCGGGUUGACGGUGCAAGGGUUGGGGUGGAUGUUGGCGAUUUGGAUGUACUCGGUUUAUCUGGCGAGGUUGAUUAGUGGGACGUUGCCGGAGGAGGGGGGGAGGCCGGGGAUGUAUGUUGCUGUUGGACCGGCUGCAUACACCUCAGCAGCCCUCGCCUCCCUCGGAAGCACCUCCAAAAACCUCCUCCCCAACUCGCACUUCGCGCAAUCCCUCUCCUCAACCCUCGCCCUCCCCCCCACCACCAUCGCAGCCAUAACCGCGACCCUCGGCCUCCUAGCAGCCAUCUUCACCUUCCUCAUCGCCUUCUUCUUCUUCCUACUCUCAACCCUAUCCAUCCUGCGCGGCGUCCGCAAGAUGAGCUUCACGCUCAACUGGUGGGCGUUCAUCUUCCCGAACGCCGGCAUGACGAUUGCGCUACUGGCUAUCGCGGAGCAGCUGGGAAGUAAGGGGAUGCAGGGGGUAGGUGCCGGCGCGACGGUUGUGUUGGUGGGGAUGUGGUUUUUUGUUGCGGGGAGUCAUAUCCUGGCGGUGGUGAGAGGGGGGACCGCGGGGUUGGUGCCGUGGGUUGGGGGGGUUAAUGGGGAGGGGAGGGGGAGGGGGAAGGCGAGGAAGAGGGGGAGGAGGGGAGAGAGGGAGGUGGAUGAUUAG